Panicum hallii is the source of this 714-nucleotide messenger RNA. RefSeq lists its product as uncharacterized. The transcript has 5 exons. Lineage: Eukaryota; Viridiplantae; Streptophyta; Magnoliopsida; Poales; Poaceae. The record is from RefSeq and is a predicted model, not a curated record. Bases 1 to 714 code for a protein of 237 amino acids.
AUGAGGAUGCUUGCCUACGGCAGUCCAGCUGAUUCGUUCGACGACACAUACCGCAUGGCCGAGUCAACAGUUCUUGAGACUGUGAAGCAAUUUGCAAGAACCGUCAUUGCUGUUUAUGAGUCUGAUUUCUUGAGGCCACCGACUGCAAGCGAGCUUGAGACAAUUUUACGAGUCAAUGAAGCUAGAGGUUUUCCUGGGAUGAUCGGCAGCAUUGACUGUAUGCAUUGGGAAUGGUCCAACUGCCCGACUGCGUGGCAUGGCCAGUACAAGGGGCACAAAGGCAAACCGACCAUAAUUCUGGAGGCUGUUGCUACGCAGGACUUGCGCAUCUGGCAUGCAUAUUUCGGAUUGCCUGGGUCCCAUAAUGACAUUAAUGUGCUUCAUAGGUCCCCGGUGUUUUACGACCUCGUUGAAGGACGAAGACCGCAAUUUGAGUUUGAUGUUAAUGGGAACAAGUACAACAUGUGUUACUAUCUUGCCGACGGAAUAUACCCUGAUUGGGCUACGUUGCCAGAGUUCAGUAAGAUACGUGGGCUAUUUCCGUUGUCAAAGAUCAGUGAUGUUAAGAUAUUUGGUGCUAUAUUGUCUGCAAGCUUGGAAGCAACUGCUAUUGAACAACCUGCAGAGAAUCUGACUAUGAACCUCGUGAUAACAAUGGAAUUUCAGUACAAGAAACGGGCAGCUGCUGGCAGUUCAGAGAGGUGGGAGGCCUAG